Molecule: messenger RNA, 350 nt
Organism: Spodoptera exigua (beet armyworm)
Lineage: Eukaryota; Metazoa; Arthropoda; Insecta; Lepidoptera; Noctuidae
Source: the annotation of a GenBank genome assembly
AACAAGUUUGUAGAAUACAAGAUUGGAAGUCAGUAUGGUGCGGCUCUCAGUUUUAAUAUCAUUUUUGUUUCUGGUUGCCUGCGUCUGCGCAUUUCCAGGUACUAAAUUUGCGCUGAUAAAAAAUAGUGACUUCGGUGUCGGAACGGCUGUAGCUGGCAGUCAGUCUAAUGGAGUCGUUAACACAAACUCAGGAGUAGAAGUCCCAGUAAAUGCAGGAGAUGAUACUGAAAUUGCAGUAGUCGACAACGUGAACACCGGUGCAGCCUUCGCGUUUGCAGGAAGUUCUGCUACUGGAGUUCGCAACACCAACAACUACUUUUCACCUUAUUAGUAAAUUUCUAAAAGUUCGA